AUGUCGGGCAACUCGGCAUAUGAUAGACACAUUACGAUCUUCUCCGAGCAGGGAAGAUUGUACCAAGUCGAGUAUGCGUUCAAAGCUAUCACAGCUGCAGGCAUCAUGUCGAUAGGUGUCCGGGGAAAGGACUGCGCUGUGAUUCUGUCGCAGAAGAAAGUUCCAGAUAAGCUUAUCGACCCUGCCUCGGUCUCCCACAUAUUCCAGAUUUCGCCGUCGGUUGGAUGCGUUAUGACCGGCUCCAUCGCCGACGCACGAGCAUUCGCGCAACGAGCCCAGGGCGAGGCCGCAGAAUUCAGAUACAACUACGGCUAUGAGAUGCCUUGCGAUGCCUUGUCGAAGAGGCUGGCCAACAUCAGCCAAGUCUACACCCAGCGCGCCUACAUGCGACCUUAUGGUGUUGCCACGACCUUGGUGUCGGUUGACUCUGAAUUCGGGCCGCAGUUGUUCAAGUGCGACCCUGCCGGCUACUUUAUCGGCUACAAGGGUACUGCCGCAGGACCCAAGCAGCAGGAGGCGCUCAACCACCUCGAGAAGAAGCUCAAGAACAAGGAUCACGCGGAAGGUGACUGGAAGGAGGUUGUCGAGCUAGCCAUCACCACCCUCAGCACGGUCUUGAGCAUGGACUUCAAAAAGACCGAGAUUGAGAUUGGCAUAGCUGGCGGGCCACGGGCGGACGGGAAGGACGGCACGGAUCCUAGCUUCAGGACGCUAACGGAAGAGGAGAUCGACGAGCGGUUGCAGGCCAUCGCGGAGAAAGACUAA
Messenger RNA from Phialemonium atrogriseum, 765 nucleotides. RefSeq names its product putative proteasome subunit alpha type 6 protein. Bases 1 to 765 code for a protein of 254 amino acids. The transcript has 5 exons. The record is from RefSeq and is a predicted model, not a curated record. Lineage: Eukaryota; Fungi; Ascomycota; Sordariomycetes; Cephalothecales; Cephalothecaceae. Gene Ontology annotation, cellular component: nucleus; cytosol; proteasome core complex. Gene Ontology annotation, biological process: ubiquitin-dependent protein catabolic process; proteasomal protein catabolic process.